AUGCCCGUUCCCGUGCUCCGGCAGCGACGCAAGGCACCCAAGACGAGGCCCGGCUGUCGGACAUGCAAAGAGCGCCGCAUCAAGUGCGACGAGCAGCGGCCGGCGUGCCAGCGAUGCACCAUUUCCCAGCGCACCUGUCCCGGCUACGAGACGUCGCAGCCGACGACACAAGGUGAGCAGCGGCGGUGGUCCGCAUCGCCUACCCUCACCACGCCGCCGCCCUCGCUACCGUUUGCCAUCAGCGCCGCCGAGAGCAAUGCAUUCGACUACGUUCGGCUGCAUCUGGGCGCGACGCCCAGCCGGGCCUCGUGGUGUCCCCCGUGGGCGACCCUCGUGGUACGGGCCGGGCAGCAGGUGCCCGCCAUCUUUCACGCCGUGAAUGCGCUGAGCGCGCUGCAUCAGUCGUCGAGCGACGACGGGCUGGCGAGGCAUAGGCUGCAGUUUGCGAUUGGCCAUAUGAAGUACAUGAGAGAGUUUCUGGGGGCAAUAACUAGCGACAGGUACUCGGACGCACAGGUUGAGAUUUGUCUUCGAGACGGCGGCAUGGUGCACUACAAGCUGGGGCUCAAGAUUAUCCAUGACACGCAAGAGAGGGAGCUGCCAACGCAGACCGCUACCCCCUUGGAUACCCUUGUCCAGAUCUUUGUCAAGCUCGACACGGAUCUCUGCCUCCGUGGGCAGACACAGCCGCAGUUCAUCACAACCUGCCCCAAGACUCCCAUCACGUUUCUAUCCAUCCACGAAGCCGACGUCCAUCUGGACGUGCUCGCCAAUGCCGUCUACCGCACGCGCGGCAAGCUGCUCGCACUGUCUGAGCAGCGCGUUAAAACGCCGUUUCCGCAUGCCGGGAGGGAUUUCCUCGACUGUCUUACCCAGGCGUACAGCCGGGUGGUGCCGAUACAUGACGACGCAGACUUGAACGCUGAGCUGGCGCAUAUCAAGACACGGCUGGCCGCAUACAUGUCCGCGUUUGUUGGCAUCCCCGUACCCGACGAACAUAGCCAGCUCAAGGCCCAUAUCCGGACGCAGAUGCACUUUUUUAGCAUCUACAUCUUGGCUUCCACCUGGCGCGACACCGACGAGUCCCUCGCAGAUCGCUUCGACCAGCAGUUUCACCACAUCGUCUCCACCGCCGAACGCUUCCUCGAGCUGCAUCUGCCGUCGCCCGCGUCCGUCGACACCGCACUCGACAGCACCCAGGGCAUGCCGCCCUCGGCCAAUGCUCCAUUUAUGCUCGAUUCGAGUCUCUCGCUUUGUCUUUUUCUGAUUGCGUCCAAGUGCCGCCAGUCCACCCUCCGCAGAAAGGUCACACGUUUGCUCCAGCAUGCCGGCCUCCGCGGGCUCUUCGACUCGCGGCCGCUGGCGUUCUUUGCCUACCGCCUCAUUGCGGUGGAGGAGGCGCGGGCGCGGCGCAUUGGCAGGUUGCCGGCGGGCCAUACAGACUUGGACUAUGGGGACGUCCCGGAGGCGGCGCGGAUUAUUGACAGCACGCUGGUGGCGGACAAGAAGACGGGCAAGGCAGCGCUGCACAUUGUGGUUGGUGCUUUUAUUUUCCCCUGCUUCAUGUUUGGUCGUGCAUCGCAGCGCACCUGGCACUACCCCAACGGUCUGCCCGAGGGUCAGAUCGGCUGCAACAGCGCCUGCGUCAUCAUGGCUGCAGCUAUGUUAGUUACGCCUAUACACAUGCACUGUUUGCCUAUUUGCCUCCAGCGCGGUGAGAUGCGUCGAAAGCUUGGCAUUCGGGGCCACGGCUACCAGGACUGUGUGGUCUCCUUCUUCUGUCCGUGUUGCAGCAUUGCGCAAAUGAACUUGGAACUGAAGAGACGUGUCGAGAAAAUACAGGCUGGUGUGGUGGACAAGGGCUAUGUCGCACCUGAAGCGAUGCAAGACGGGCCACAAAGCAUGCAGUGCCCGCAGGAGCAUCCUCCUGGCGCCAAGAAACGAUGA
Messenger RNA from Cordyceps militaris CM01, 1947 nucleotides. RefSeq names its product C6 finger domain protein. The transcript is spliced from 8 exons. NCBI's taxonomy places the organism in Eukaryota, Fungi, Ascomycota, Sordariomycetes, Hypocreales, Cordycipitaceae. Gene Ontology annotation, molecular function: zinc ion binding; DNA-binding transcription factor activity, RNA polymerase II-specific. The record is from RefSeq and is a predicted model, not a curated record. Bases 1 to 1947 code for a protein of 648 amino acids. Gene Ontology annotation, biological process: regulation of DNA-templated transcription.